Acinonyx jubatus (cheetah) is the source of this 1056-nucleotide messenger RNA. RefSeq names its product MAS related GPR family member D (gene MRGPRD). The record is from RefSeq and is a predicted model, not a curated record. Gene Ontology annotation, molecular function: G protein-coupled receptor activity. Gene Ontology annotation, biological process: G protein-coupled receptor signaling pathway. Lineage: Eukaryota; Metazoa; Chordata; Mammalia; Carnivora; Felidae. Gene Ontology annotation, cellular component: membrane.
AUGGCUUCUUGCAAACAGAACCUGGCCAGAUCCGAAAGGCCACCGCAAGCCGCCCCGGGGGCGGACCCGCUGGCCGUGGUUCCCGUGGUGCUGAGUGCCCUGGCCGUGUGCACCUGCUCGUGCGGCAUAGCGGGCAUAGCGGGCAACGGCACGGUGGUCUGGCUGCCGGGCUGCCGAGCGCAGAGGACCCCCUUCUGCACGUACAUCCUCCACCUGGCCGUGGCCGACCUCCUCCUCCUGCUCUGCACGGCCUCCAUGCCCACUCUAGACACCCCCCUGCUGGCCCGCGAGGUGCUGCAGAGAAUGAAAUACUUGGCCUACACCCUGGGCCUGAGCCCGCUGGCGGCCAUCAAGCACUGCCUCUCUGUCCCCUUCCCCAUCUGGUACAAGCGUCAUCGGCCCCAGCACCUGCCGGCUGUCAAGUGAGCCCUGCUCUGGGCGCCGCCCCUCCUGAUGAACGUGCUGGCCUCUUUCUUCUGCGGUAAGUUCUGGCACCUCUGGGAAGUGCAGUGUUUCGUGACGGACUCUGUCUUCCACGUCCUCGUCAUCGGGUCCUUCACAUGAGCGACGGUGAUCCCGUCCAGCGCGACCCUCUUCGUGCGGGCGCGGGGGGAGCUCGUGCGGCGGCGGCCCCCGCGACUGUCCGUGGUCAUCCUGGCCUCCGUCCUGGUGUUCCUCGUCCGCGCCCCGCCCCUGGGCAUCCGCUGGUUCCUCCUCUACUGGCUGGACCUGCCCCAGAGGACGAAGACUCCGUUCUCCCACUCGGCACGCCGGUCCUCGGCCGCGAGCAGCAGGGCCAACCCGGUCCUCUACUUCCCGGUGGGCAGCCGAGGCUGCCGGGGCCUGCGGGAGCCCCUGGGGGCCGCGCUCCACCGGGCGCUGAGGGAGGAGCCCGAGCUGGAGGGGAGGGAGACGCCGUCCACCGGCACCAACGAGGUGGGGGUCCGAGAGCCGCCACGCCCUACAGGUGUCCUGCCGACCCCCUCCAUGACCACCGUCUGCAGCCGGUCCACUGUGUCCGUCGCUGAUCAAACUCCCGCUGGCCGUGAGCCAUGA